Molecule: messenger RNA, 936 nt
Organism: Pteronotus mesoamericanus
Lineage: Eukaryota; Metazoa; Chordata; Mammalia; Chiroptera; Mormoopidae
Product: olfactory receptor 4F6-like
Biological process (GO): G protein-coupled receptor signaling pathway
Cellular component (GO): plasma membrane
Molecular function (GO): G protein-coupled receptor activity; olfactory receptor activity
Source: RefSeq, a predicted model, not a curated record
UCAAUGGAUAAAGCAAAUUACUUGGAAGUGUCUCAGUUUGUGUUCCUUGGACUUUCUAUCUAUAGACCAGUACAGUACUUCCUCCUCACCUUCUCUACAGUGUUUUAUGUAAAAAUUGUUUUAGGAAACCUCCUUUUUGUGUUUACAGUGACUUUCAACAGUAAUUUACAGUCUUCCAUGUACUUUUUUUUAGCUAACCUCUCAUUUAUUGAUUUCUGUUUUUCUACUUUAAUGGUUCCUAAGAUGAUAUUUGACUUGUACACUGGGCACAAAACCAAAUUCUUCCAGGGAUGUGUUAUCCAGAUGUUUGGCCUUCACAUCCUGGGGGGAUCGGAGAUGCUCAUUGUCAUGGCCUUAGACUGAUAUGUGGCCAUAUGUAAACCUCUCCACUACCUGACUGUCAUGAGCCCACAAAUAUGCUUGCUGUUUCUUUCUGGUGCUUGGGUUAUAGGCCUCAUUCACUCAGUGGCACAGUUAGCUUUUGUUGUUCAUUUACCUUUCUGUGGUCCUAAUGAGAUAGAUAGCUUUUAUUGUGACCUUCCUUGGUUUAUCAAACUUCCUUGCACAGACAUCUACAGAAUGGGAUCGAUGGUUACUAUCAACAGUGGGUUCAUAUCCAUGGGCACUUUAUUCUUGUUGAUUAUCUCAUAUAUUUUCAUCCUGGUCACUGUACAAAAAUGCUCUUCAGAUGGUUUUUCUAAGGCCCUUCCUACUCUUUCAGCUCACAUCACUGCGGUGGUUUUGUUCUUUGGAUCAUGUAUCUUUAUUUACAUGUGGCCAUUUCCCACAGUGCCAGUGGAUAAGUUUCUUGCCAUUGUGGAAUUUAUGAUUACACCCAUUCUGAAUCCUAUUAUCUACACAUUGAGGAACAAAGAUAUGAAGAUGACAAUGAACAGACUGAGUAUUCAACUCCUUAGUUUGAGGAAGAUCUAUUAA